AUGGAUCUCGGAGGUUUGGUUUCUGGUUUGGUCUCAUCUUUAGUUUAUAUAAUGACAAGACCUCUCUUUCUCUGCAUAUCUGCAUGUGUGUUCUGUCUUAGAACAGCUCUUGUUACAGCCUUUGUGUCUACUGAUAUGGUGAGCUCUGCUAUUUGGUUCAACUUAAGCAUGAUCUGGAGAGCUGUGUGGGGCACAAUCUGGGGAUCUAUUCUCCUCUUUACCUUCCCAAUUCGCUUUUUCGCCUCUAUACCAAGAGAAAGACUGCUUGAGGAGACUAUUCACGAGUUGCGGUACAAGGUGGAAAGUCUUGAAUGGAACAGAAAAGAAAUUGAGGAGACUCUUCGGAAAGCCAUAAAAGAAUAUCGAGUCAUGGAAUCCGAAUUAGAUGAAAUAGAAGAUGAACAUGAUGUAGCCAUUUCAAGAAUUGAGAAGCUAGAGGCCGAGUUACAAAAGCUAAAGGAGGAAAAUCUUCAUUUGAAAGAAAUUCAAGGAAAAGAAUAUAGGAGCAUGAAAGGCAAAGCUAAACCGGAGGAAGAACCAGAACCAAGCGAAAUCAGUCACAUCUUACCAAAGCCGAAGAAUAUCCCUUAUGGUUCAAAGGGAGGAAAAUCCGAGUUUCGAUCGGUUAAGUCUCCUCUUUAUCCAUUUGCGAAAUCGACAAUCCCGGAAGAAGGAGAACUAACACCAAGAAUUCUCGGUUUAGAAAGAGACAUCGCGGUUUCAAGAAGCGUGUUCAGUGCAAUGCUUGCGCUCGUUGUGGGUGUAGUACUGUAUGGAGCCAAAGAGAAAGAGCUGUGUACUCCACUCAUAGGAGCACUCUUCACUGUGGUCGGUAUCUCUUUGAGAAGUGUGGUUCAGUUUUUCUCCACGGUUAAGAAUAAACCGGCUUUGGAUGCGGUCGCUCUUAUGAGCCUCAAUUGGUUCAUCGUCGGUACUCUUACUUACCCGACUCUACCGAGACUUGCUCGAGUCGUUGUCCCGCGAGUCUUUAGCACCGCUGGCUCGGUCUUGAGUUUACUUGGUACUAGCUCGGUCCCCUCACCACCACUACAAGAAUUCGUGGACUAUGUUGGUUAA
Molecule: messenger RNA, 1077 nt
Organism: Microthlaspi erraticum
Lineage: Eukaryota; Viridiplantae; Streptophyta; Magnoliopsida; Brassicales; Brassicaceae
Source: the annotation of a GenBank genome assembly